UUCCAUAACCCCGUUGGUUACCACACAUUAGAAAAAAGAAAGAUAUGUUCACACUACAAUAGCCAACAAGGGAACUAAGACCUGACCCUACAGUGUAGUGAUGGGAAAAUCACUCCAAUAAUGAUUAAAGUCAUUCGACGUAAGAUUGGAAUUGUCUACAAAAGCUGAAAACCAAGCUAAAGGGAACUUGUUCUCACUCCAACCCCCACCUCCCAAAAAAAAAAAAAUGAAAACAAAAUGGAAGGAGAUUUAUGCCAUGUCCCUUUUACUUGCACCACUACUAAUGAUGCUGCUGUUUCAAGAGCUUAGCCCCCAUUAUAGAGUUGCUGCUGCUGCAGAUAACAGCUAUCAUGAGAAAAAACAAUGUGAUGGUUCAAUGGCAGAAUGUGGUGACAUUGAUGAAGAACUUCUUAUGGAAUCUGAGUCAAGUCGAAGAAUUCUGCAGGCUAAUAGAAUUAGUUAUGGAGCUAUCAGGCGUGAUUUACCAGCAUGCGGUGGUUCUGGAGGUCAGCCUUACAGCACGAGCUGUCUACCUCCGUCGUCGAAUCCCUAUACCAGAGGUUGCUCCAAGAUUUACAGAUGCAGGCAUUGACCCGCCAGUUAAUCCAAAUGAGAGCAUGAGGAAUAAAACACGUAAUUUUAGUUUGUGGUUUUUUUUUACUUCCAAUAUAAUUUUGCUCUCCGUUGCUUA
Messenger RNA from Theobroma cacao (cacao), 691 nucleotides. Its product is annotated as protein RALF-like 32. The record is from RefSeq and is a predicted model, not a curated record. Gene Ontology annotation, biological process: calcium-mediated signaling. NCBI's taxonomy places the organism in Eukaryota, Viridiplantae, Streptophyta, Magnoliopsida, Malvales, Malvaceae. Gene Ontology annotation, cellular component: plasmodesma.